GCGGCGGCGGCGGCCGCUACUGCCGCCGCCGCGACGACAGCCGCCGAGGCUGCCGACGUGGGAAUGGGUUGCGGCAAAAGCGAGGGCAAAGGCGACGGCGAGGGCGAGGGCGAAGGCGAGCCUGAGCGCGAAGGUGAGGCCGAGAGCGAGGCCGAGGCGGGCGCAUUGACGAGCGUCGAGUGGGCCGCGGCGCGUGCGCCGGACACCGGCCAACCAGACGCCUCGGACUUGCCGUGGCGGUCGGCAAGAACCGACCAAUCGGCGCACGCCUCGACCUCCAUCGGGCCGGCGGUCUCGUGGGCCGCUUCGUCGGCGACGAGGCGACGCGACGCCAUCGAGACGCGCGCAGCUGCGCUCCGUUUAGACGCCGAUCUGGCCAAGCCGGACACUGUCGUGGCUGGGGCAACCGAGCCGCAUGACGACUGUGACAGAGACGAGUCGCGACUGGGGCCUGAGUAG
Messenger RNA from Protopolystoma xenopodis, 459 nucleotides. NCBI's taxonomy places the organism in Eukaryota, Metazoa, Platyhelminthes, Monogenea, Polystomatidea, Polystomatidae. The record is from the annotation of a GenBank genome assembly.